AUGACGGCUCCUCAUGGUUACGUGUCGACGACGGUGGCGACGACCAUCACGCCGCCAGCUACCUCCUCUCCUCACCUGGAGAGGAAGCUGAAGAAGCCUCUGAUGGAGAAGCGCAGACGUGCUCGCAUCAACCAUUGUCUCACCGAGCUGAAGAACAUCCUGCUCAAGGCGUCCCCCCACCAGCGGACCAAACUGGAGAAGGCCGAUAUCUUGGAGAUGACCAACUUCGUCGACGGUUUCACGAUCUGCGCGUCCACCGCCUUCCACUUCCUGUCCAGUGUGCCGUCGCCGUACAGCAGGGAACGUGCCCUGCACGUCAGACUCAUGUCUCACCUCAACCAGGCGUUGGAAGCCAAAGUCAAGCAGGUCUCCUCUACAUUGCCCGUCGUUAACUAUUCCUCCGUUGGACUGAACACUGUCUGCGGUGUCACGCCUUAUAUGAACCUGCCACCGACCCCGGUUUCGCCACUGACUUUAAACAUUCCCUCUGGCUGCAACUUCACUACCUCACCGCCGCUGCAGAAGUUCACCUACCAACAGUUCCCGUUGCUGCCUACCCCUCCAUGCGGUGUUCGCUCCGCGGACAACAACAUGCCUUGCAAAGUCAGUCCCGUGUCCAGUUCAUUUAGCCCCUGCAGUUCUGACGGUGGUUCCUCAACUGGCUGCUCGGACGUCGGUGAAGACUCAUGUUCCAUGGAGUCGGUCGUGUGGCGCCCAUGGUAG
Molecule: messenger RNA, 723 nt
Organism: Soboliphyme baturini
Lineage: Eukaryota; Metazoa; Nematoda; Enoplea; Dioctophymatida; Soboliphymatidae
Source: the annotation of a GenBank genome assembly